This is a messenger RNA of Histoplasma mississippiense, 5298 nucleotides long. RefSeq lists its product as hypothetical. Gene Ontology annotation, molecular function: chromatin binding. The record is from RefSeq and is a predicted model, not a curated record. The transcript has 13 exons. Bases 1 to 5298 code for a protein of 1765 amino acids. Gene Ontology annotation, biological process: replication-born double-strand break repair via sister chromatid exchange; regulation of gene expression; establishment of mitotic sister chromatid cohesion. NCBI's taxonomy places the organism in Eukaryota, Fungi, Ascomycota, Eurotiomycetes, Onygenales, Ajellomycetaceae. Gene Ontology annotation, cellular component: Scc2-Scc4 cohesin loading complex.
AUGAAGAUCCAGCAAUCACUGCUGAUUAAUAUUCUUCAGUUGUUUGCAUCCUCAUUGUUGAUGUUCUUCUCUGAUAUUCCAUCUAGGUACUACUAUAUUUAUGAAUAUUUUAAAUGUAUUUAUUUACGAAUUAAGGAAUUAGCUAAGAUAUUUAAGACAGCUGACUUCCUAUACAUACUAGCAGAUUUAAAAGUGUCGCGCUGUGGGCGUGCAGGCAAAGGCAACAACACACCCCUGAGUGUGGUGGAGCCGAGCGCGGCAAAAUUGCGGCGUCAUGGCAUACCUCCUGGUAAGAUUUCCGCUAUGCAACAAGCUCGUAACCCGAGCAUCCAGGUGGUCAUUUCUGGCCAUGGCGUCUCCAACUCCAAUGGUGCUGGCGAACGGCUUGCCAAAGCAUUGUCGGUUGAUGAGGCACUUCAGUUCUCCCCUAUGACAAGCGCCCCUAUCUUUGGUCUAGAUUCCAUUCUCCGCCCCGACGUCGGCCAACCUUCACUCGCAAACCUAUCGAGCACCCAUGACCGCAAAGCUGCUGGGGAGAUUAUCGACACCCUUGACGACGAGACCCAAGCAAAUGCAGGCGAAUCUACUCGUCUAGAGACUACCCGCCGGCAUUUACAAGAGAUACUGAGUGGAGAUAUGACUGAAUAUGAGUUUAAAUUACCAUCACGAUCUCGAGUGACUCACAAUUCCCUAAAGGCUCAGCUACCAGAUACAGAAUCGUUGAGUCGAGGUCACCUUGGGCCCUUCGCAAAGAUGGUGUUAGAUAACACAGACGUUCGUUAUCGAUACCCAUCGCCUGUUACCCCUAGCCCGAAAAAGAAAUUAAUAGUAUCGAAACCCUUACCGUCGCCUACCUUAACCGAGAACGUUUCUGCAGCUAGGAUUCCAGAAUCUAGUCAUCAUACCGAAUCCAAAGCAACUCUCGGAUUGCAGAAGCCUAUGCAGAAGCCCGUCGUGUUGGUGCCCUCGUUGCCUUUGUCGUCACAGCCCGAUGAAUACGUUCAUAUUUGCGACCAGUCGCCUUCAAAAAGGAGGAAGUUGAACACCGAGGACGACGAGAAAUUGGCUGCAUUACGUCUAAAAGAUCAAAAGGAGGAAGCAGAUGCAGCCUUGGUAAAAUUACAAGAGCUUUUGCAGGAGGUCUUUGAAGCAGAGGAUCAACUUGAACCAGAUACGUCCGCAACCGAACACCAAUCGUCAAGCAAAAUGUUUAGACUUCCGAAAGCGAUCGAUGGUCUUGGUCCAGUUUUAUCUUCUGAGACACACUCUUUGCUCCAAACAGCGAUGCAAAAGGUUACUGGCUAUGGACGACUUCGUGACAUUCCAACGGAGUAUUUGAACCGCAUCCAGAAGCUCUGUGAACCCCCCGUGAUUUCUGCCCAGACUCCAGAUCUAAAACUAGAGCACGUUCCCGCAGAAGACGAUACAGAGAUGUGGCUUAGAAAGCUUGAUGACAUGCGCAACGCGCUGCUGGCAAUAUGCACUUUACUUCAUACAAUGUCAGGAGAGGUGACGAUAAAAGAUUUGUGUCCAGAAGAUGUUAUUCAGGCUAUUCCGAACGUCCUCAACCAUGUUUUCGACGAUUGCCUCAUUCCCGUUGUUGAAUGCCGGCCUAAUGGUAGAGAUGCGGAACUGUUUACCUUUUUCUCAGCCCAUAGGAACAUUCUUGCGGGCUUGGUUCACCAAACGAAGAAAGUGCUACACCUGCUAGCUCGUUUCCUUUCCAAUGUUGAUGUUGCCGAAGGAACUAUCACGGCCACUGAAUUCCUUGCAACAAAGCUAAUAUUUGUCGAAAAUGCUCAUAGUGAUAGGGAUUCAACCUUGGGCUUCCAAAAGUAUGAGGCUGUUCGAAGGGGUUCUAUGGAUGUGCUAGCAAAAAUAUUCGCAAAAUACCCGGAGCAGCGCCCCUUUAUUCUUGAUGAAAUAUUGGUGUCGUUGGAGAAGCUUCCAUCUACAAGGCAGAGCGCUAGGCAAUUCAAACUUAUAGACGGGAAGCAUAUCCAGUUACUCUCUGCCCUCGUAAUGCAGCUCGUUCAGACAACUGCAUUACAAAAAUCCUCGAAGGGAUCGAGAAGGCCGAAGCGCCGUCUACUUCUUCCGAAAUUUGGCCAGGGUGAAGGCUCAGAAAGUGAAGAUACCGACGAUGAGGCUGAUGAUGAUGGACCUAGGAGGGGCACGCCCCUGGAAUUACUUUCAGAUAAAGUCGAACCACUCUUUGAUAAUGCCUUACGUAGCGCACAGUAUAUUACAAAAUUUAUCGUUCAGCGGGCAAUGACAUCCACCAAAACUGGUGAUCAGCCAUACAGGAAUCUUCUGGAUCUUUUUACCGGAGAUCUCGUCAGUGUCCUUGGUUCGACUGAUUGGCCAGCUGCAGAGCUUUUGCUGCGAGUUCUCGCAUCGCAAAUGAUUGGGCUUGCAGACCAUGAUAAGAGCCCCGCAAACGCCAAAAAUAUGGCUCUUGAGCUUUUGGGCUGGAUGGGAUGUGCGAUUUCUGAUCUUACUUCCUCCGUACAACAUUUAAUUCCCAGUAUGGAUGAAGGGGAUUCAGAGUUAUCUGAUUAUCUGCGGCAGCUAUUUGAUGAGCACCUAAAUCGGUCAUUACAUGCAGAAGAUGUCGUGUCUGUCGAUGGGCCAUAUCGAAUAGUUCUUGAGAGUCUCCAGGAGAGGGAUCUCGGAAAUUGGCAGCUUUCUAGCGCUCGGGGCUAUGUUCUUGCUCAGUGGGCAAAAAAUGUAUGCAGUUUCUAUUACGAUCCGGAGAAUAGGGGAAAUAUUUCCGACGGCGAAUCAGUCGACCAUCUGGCGCGGACUCUGCGUAACAUGCUUUCAGACCCCAGAUGGUUAGAGUCUCACAAUAACUUUGAACGUAUCGGUCCACAUCAUGCUCGUUUCGCAUAUCUUUUGACUCUCCUCCAUAUGGGGUUCUGCAAAGCGUUCGAUAAAAUCCUGAAGGUUCUUUUAAACUCCAUUACCAGCGAUCAAGCCAAAGUCCGAAGCCGAAGCUUGAAAAGCGUAAUUCAAAUGUUGGAGAAGGAUCCGACCCUUCUAGACCGUGAUGACUCUGUGACCACGCUGAUUCUCCGAUGCUCUACGGAUUCUUCACCCAUGGUUCGAGACUCGGCACUCUCGCUCAUCGCAAAGUGUAUCACUCUCAGACCGGCGCUUGAGGAGGACGGCUGUCGUACCAUUUUAUCUUGCUCAGCAGACCCAACUGUCGGUGUUCGAAAACGCUGCAUUGGCUCCUUGAAGGAUAUUUAUCUCCAAACGUCACGUAAAGACCUGAAAAUCGCCAUUGCUGACAAUCUGUUACAACGCAUUACGGACAUGGAAAGCAGUGUCGUUACACAAGCUCGCCAAGUCUUGGAAGAAAUCUGGUUUGGUCCAUUUCACCAUCCAAUUGACUCGAUCCAGGAUUCACCUCAAACCAAAGUCUCCUUGGGAGAAUUGGUUGAUCUUAUUGUCGGGUCCGUCGAGAAAAGCGAUGCAAUCGUUACCGCUUUUGAAAAGUUUGUCAAAUCCAUACUCUCCGACGACACGAAGGCCGCAUCCGCCAAUUUCAAAGUGUGCAAAGCGAUUGUGGCUACAAUGUUUGAGCGAAUCAUAGAUCAUGCAGAUUCACCAAAUAAACCGACCCUCCAGGCGCUACUCCAGUCUGUUACGGUGUUCGCCAAAGCGAAUGCGAAGCUUUUCACUCCUGACCAAUUGGAAACACUGCAUCCCUAUAUUGGCCACCUCUCCACAGCUGACGACUUGCUUCUUUUUCGAUCUGUGGUUGUCAUAUAUCGAUGUGUUCUACCUUACCUUUCUACCGCCCAUAAUACCCUGCUCAAAGAAAUUCAAAAUGAUCUUUUCAAGAGCGUUUCGAAGCUAGCUAGGACCGAGCUUAAUGAGGUAAUGGCAUGCCUUUGGACCAUCGACAGGGUUUUACAAAAUACCGAACGCCUUGUGAAACUUACCAUAUCUGUCCUCAAGGGUAUUGCUCAGGCGAAAACUCUAAACUUCGACAACUCAUCAAAAACAGAUGCUCUAGGGAGGUAUCCAUUUGAACUGCGAAUAAUGGCUUUGGAAAGCUUAGGCUCAAUCUGUCAAACUUGGCCUGCGCAGUACAGCCAGCAACAGGCAAGAAUGGCUUUAUCUUCAGUGUUCGAGGGAGACAGCCCGGAUUUACAAAAUAUCAUCUUGAAGUCAUUCCUAGAGUUUUUUUCUAUCCAUGAAGGGAAGGCUGAGACGUUGGUACAAACUAGUGAUUCAGCAGCCGAUGCUGAGAGCUCCACGAGAUUGGCCGGUUCCUUGAAGGCGAGCGAGAAUGAUGGAGCAGCAGCAUUGAUUGCCCAGCAAUUUCUCCAAAACAUGCUCCACGCGGCCCUUUCAAAGCAGGAUACCUACGCAUUGACGGCUAUUGAGCUGAUAGCAAGUAUUAAUCGCCAGGGCCUUAUUCACCCCAAAGAAUGUGCUGGGGUAUUGGUAGCACUGGAGACGUCCACAAAUCCGACAAUCAGCAAAAUAGCCUUUGACACUCACAAAAUGCUGCACGAACAACACGAAUCCAUGUUUGACCGAGAGUACAUGAGAGCAGUUCAAGAUGCAUUUCAUUAUCAGCGGGAUGUCGUCGGAGAUCCAAGUGGGGCUUUUGUUCGCCCGUAUACUUCGAAACUUGCGCCCCUGUUCGACAUCAUCAAACCAAUCAAUGGCAACUCAAACGCAGCACAAUCUCAGACUAUGGAUGGGUCCCCUGUUUCCGAAGAGGUUCCUGCCGCCCCUACUACUUCAUCAGCGGCAGCGGCUGCUGGUGAGUCAGUCGAUGGUCAGUUGUUGAGACAGUUGGCUACUGCAGCGGGUUCACUCCUGAUGCUCUGGGAAGCUCGUUCGUAUCUCCGCCGUCUUUACGGCAUUAAUUUUCAUGCGCGGCAAAAGGAAGGGAAGGGAAGUUCCAAGGAACUUAAUCGGCCACCGUCAAAAGUCCAGGGUGUCACUGGUGACCGGUUUUGGGAAGUGGUGUCUAAUCUCAUGCACUGCAUUGACAGCACAGAAACAAUGGUAACCACAUGUCGAGAUUUUGCACUAUUGCUAUCGAUCGACGAUGAACUCAAAGUGGCUGGAGACGAUGAUCGGGGGAGCCAUGACACCACAGGAGAGGGUGAUGAAAUAGGUAUCCUCCUCGCAGCCGCAGGCAAUUCGAAACCGGGAAAGCGCAAGAGCUCUGUCUCUGCUGGUGGCACUCCCAAGAAGAAAGCUAGGGGUAAAACCCUUGGCAAAAAGAGAAUGAGCACUGAUAUCGACGAUGAACUGGCGAGUGAUUGA